GUUGGAUUGCCAGACGAAAGUACUUCUUCCUAUGCUUACCAGUAAGCUGACUUUGAAAAUGCAACCCAAUGCUUCACAUAGGUACCUUGGCGAGAACAGAUUUGGAGGAAGCAUACCGCCAGAGCUAGGGAAUCUGCAAAAUGUAAUACGGCUGACUAUCAAUAACUGCCUAUUGAGCGGUGCUAUACCCCCUGAGAUUGGUAACUUGACAAGUGUACAGUACUUGGACUUGAGUCACAACCAAAACAUGAACGGCACGCUGCCUCCGGAGAUUGGCAACUGUUUGAACUUAACAACACUGUAAGGACAAUUUGUGGCGUUCAAUUUGCUGUAGCUCUCAUCAUUUGCCUUCCCUGUAAUUUUGAAGUUUGAACCCACUGUUUCAAUGCAUUUGACUCUG
This is a messenger RNA of Chara braunii, 400 nucleotides long. The record is from the annotation of a GenBank genome assembly. NCBI's taxonomy places the organism in Eukaryota, Viridiplantae, Streptophyta, Charophyceae, Charales, Characeae.